Messenger RNA from Brassica oleracea var. oleracea, 1611 nucleotides. RefSeq lists its product as uncharacterized. The coding region runs from base 110 to 1531 and encodes 473 amino acids. Lineage: Eukaryota; Viridiplantae; Streptophyta; Magnoliopsida; Brassicales; Brassicaceae. The transcript has a single exon. The record is from RefSeq and is a predicted model, not a curated record.
ACAAAUGUUUCACAGCAGCAUGUCCAUGGAUGAAAACUGAUAAUGGGCCUGCAAUUUAUGACCCAAUAAACAAUCAAACCGGCCCAAUGUAUUAGAACACGUGGUGAAUAUGUGUUUAGGUGAGAACGGGAUUUGGAUAUACACACUGUCACUCACUAUACUGCUCCAUCGAAUUACCUCCAGAAGCGAAGACGACAAACAAGACAUGGCAGAUGUUGUUGUGCUAUCUAAGACCAUAGUUCGACCCGACGGAUCGGAUUCGGAUCGGGUUAAGAUCCAUCUAACUCCAUGGGAUCUCUUCUUCCUUCGAUCAGAAUACCCACAAAGAGGUCUUCUCUUUCCAAAACCCGACCCGGAAACCGAUAUAAUCUCACAACUCAAAUCAUCUCUUUCCCUUGCGUUGAAAAUCUUCUACCCAUUCGCCGGCCGACUAGUCAAGACCGAGCAUGAUAAAGCGGCGUCCUUUCUCGUAGAUUGCGAUGGUUCAGGUGUGAAAUUCAUCCACGCUUCAGCUAAAACCGUCUCUGUAAGUGACGUUCUAGAACCGGUCAACGGCAUCGUCCCCGAGUUCUUGCCUCGUUUCUUUCCGGCGAACGGAGUGAAGAGCUGCGAAGGGACCUCUGAGUCGCUGAUCGCGUUCCAAGUAACGGAGUUAAGAGACGGAGUCUUCAUCGCGUUCGGCUAUAACCACAUGGUCGCAGACGGAUCUUCCUUCUGGAGCUUCUUCAACACUUGGUCGGAGAUUUGCUCCACCGGAGUUGACCGGAAUAAAAAGUUCCCGCCUUUGCUUCUCCGCGGGUGGUUCCUCGACGGGAUCGAUCACCCGAUUCGAAUCCCGAUCUCGGAGACGGUAUCGCCGUCUUCUCCGGUCGCUUCUUCAUCGUUGCUACAAGAGAAGCUCUUUCGAUUCACGAGAAGAAACAUCUCCGAGCUCAAAUCGAAAGCAAACGGAGAAGUUAGCUCCGAUGAUCGGAAAAUCUCGUCGCUUCAAGCGAUCGCAGCGCAUAUGUGGCGAUCGAUUAUCAAAAACAGUGAUCUGAAUCCGGAGGAAGUGGUUUACUGCAAGUUACUGAUGGAUAUGAGACGGAGACUAAACCCUCCGCUUGAUAAAGAGUGUUUUGGAAACGUCGUCGGAUUUGCGACAGCGACGACAACAGCUGGAGAAAUGGUUAGUAAUGGGCUGGGCUGGGCCGCGUUGCAGAUAAACAAAACUGUUGGGUCGCAGACGGACGAAGGAUUCAGAAUGUUCGCUGGGAAUUGGGUGAAGGAACCGAAGAUACCGAAUCAUGUGGCUGUGAGUAAUUCUGUGAUUGUUGCUAGCUCUCCUUGGUUCAAUGUGUAUGGUAAUGAUUUCGGUUGGGGUAAACCGAUUGCGGUUCGAGCUGGACCGGGUAAUACCAGCGAUGGAAAGCUCAUUGUUUAUCCUGGGAUUGAAGAAGGAAACAUCGAGAUUCAGACUUGUUUAUCUUCUCACGUCUUGAAGAAAAUAUCGGCUGAUGCUGAGUUUUUAGAGCAUGCAUGUGUUGUAUAAGUAACAUAAUGGAAAUGAAAUGUAAAUUUGUCUAUGUUCUUUGAAUAAAGGGGUGAACUUUAAUAUGUUUGUUUGGAUUA